Messenger RNA from Cornus florida, 3624 nucleotides. Its product is annotated as G-type lectin S-receptor-like serine/threonine-protein kinase At1g11330. Gene Ontology annotation, biological process: recognition of pollen; protein phosphorylation. Gene Ontology annotation, molecular function: ATP binding; protein serine/threonine kinase activity. The record is from RefSeq and is a predicted model, not a curated record. Lineage: Eukaryota; Viridiplantae; Streptophyta; Magnoliopsida; Cornales; Cornaceae. The transcript is spliced from 7 exons. The coding region runs from base 134 to 2644 and encodes 836 amino acids.
UUUGGUUCAAAGUUUUGGGCUUUUUGUGAAGACAAAGGAGGAAAUGGAGAGUUGAUAUGCACUACGUUUGAAUCUUCGGAUAUUGUCACUCACAAAUUCCAUCUUCACCAAACAAGGAGCACUCAACACAGCCAUGGUACGACCAAGCUUAAUGACUCUUCUUCUAAUCCCUGUUCUCAUAUUUUACUGUUCUUAUAGUAUAGAAUUUUGCACCGCCAUAGACACAAUUACGUCUACUCAACCCAUCCAUGACCCUCAAACUAUAGUCUCCAGUGGUGCCACCUUCAAACUGGGAUUUUUAAGCCCUAGUGUUAAUUUUACUAAUCAGUAUGUUGGUAUCUGGUACAACGAUAUCUCUGCCAAGGCUGUGGUUUGGGUUGCGAAUAGAGAUACACCUCUGAAUGACUCCUCCGGGAUUGUGACAAUAUCCGAGGAUGGCAAUCUUGUGGUCUUGAAUGGACAGAAACAGAUUGUUUGGUCAUCAGAUGUUCCAAAUGCUUUGGUGAAUUCAAGUGCUCAGCUUUCAGAUUCUGGAAACCUUAUGUUGCAAGAUGACUCCAAUGGAAACAUAAUAUGGGAGAGUUUUGAACACCCUUCUGAUUCUUUCUUGCAGGGGAUAAAAAUUAGUACUAACAAGUUUACAGGUAAGAAGACUCAAUUGACCUCAUGGAAAAGCCCUUCAGUUCCAUCCAGUGGAAGGUACACUUUUGGCGUCAAUCCUACGAAUAUUCCAGAAGUAUUUAUUUGGAAUGGUAGUCUUCCAUAUUGGCGAAGUGGUCCAUGGAAUGGGCAGAUUUUUAUUGGCAUGCCUUACAUGUCAUCUGCAUACUAUAGCAGAUCUGAAGUUGUAGAUGAUAAAAGGGGAAAUGUAUAUAUGGGUUAUACUUAUGCAGAUAAGUCCUCUCAGUUAUACCUUACCUUAAGUUCUAAUGGAACUCUAAUGGAGAGGUACUGGGAAAAAGGAAAGGAGAUUUGGGAAACUACGUGGGUGAGUCAAAAUAGUGAAUGUGAAGCAUAUGGCAAGUGUGGUCCAUUUGGAAGCUGCAAUGUGAAGGGUUCGCCAAUUUGCACAUGUUUACAAGGGUUUGAUCCGAAGGAUAUGGAGGAAUGGAGUAGAGGGAAUUGGGCUAGUGGAUGUACAAGGAGGCAGCAAUUGCAGUGUGAGAGAAACAAUAGUGGUGGUGGAAAAGGCAAACAAGAUGGGUUUUUAAAGCUCAAUACAGUGAAAGUGCCAGCCUUUGCUGCGUCGGUAUUUGCUUCAGAAGACAACUGCAAAAUCCAGUGCUUCAAUAAUAGUUCUUGUAUAGCUUAUGGAUAUUAUAGCGGCAUUGGUUGUUUGCAGUGGAGUGGACAAUUAAUUGACAUUCAGGAACUCUCCUAUGGUGGGGCAGAUCUUUACAUAUGUGUGGCAUAUUCAGAACUUGAAAAAAUGAGAAGCACAAAACUGGUUAUCACAAUUGCAGUUCUCAUAGGAUCAGUAACCAUUGCAAUCUGUAUCUAUCUUUCCUUAAGGUGGAUGGCUAGACCACGCGGAAGGAUGAAAAAAAGUGGGAAGUUAUUUAAAAGAGGCGAAAGAGAUGCAGAUUGUUCAAAUGAAAGCAUGCUUGGAGAUGAUCAGAACCAAAUAAAACUUGAAGAGCUACCUCUAUUCAGUUUUGAGAAGUUGGCAAUUGCAACAGAUGAUUUUGAUGGGGCCAAUAAGCUCGGGCAGGGUGGUUUUGGUCCAGUGUACAAGGGAAAAUUGGCAAGUGGACAAGAUAUAGCUGUCAAACGGCUUUCGAGAUCCUCUGGACAAGGGCAGGAGGAGUUUAUGAAUGAGGUUGUGGUAAUUUCCCAACUCCAGCAUCGCAAUCUUAUUAGGCUUCUUGGCUGCUGUGUGGAAGGAGAAAAAAAGAUGUUGAUCUAUGAAUACAUGCUAAAUAAAAGCUUGGAUGCAUUUCUCUUUGAUCCAAUCAAGCAAAAACUCUUAGAUUGGAGAAAACGUGCCAACAUUAUUGAAGGGAUUGGUCGAGGACUACUUUACCUUCACAGGGAUUCCAGAUUAAGGAUUAUUCAUAGAGAUUUGAAGGCUAGUAAUGUUCUAUUGGAUGCAGAUCUAAAUCCAAAAAUUUCAGAUUUUGGCAUAGCAAAGAUUUUUGGAGGGAACCAAGACCAAGCAAACACUAAAAGGGUUGUUGGAACUUACGGCUAUAUGGCCCCUGAAUAUGCAAUGGAAGGGAGAUUCUCGGAAAAAUCUGAUGUGUUUAGCUUCGGAGUAUUAUUGUUAGAGAUUUUAAGUGGGCAAAAGAACACUAGCUUUUAUCAUGAUGAGCACUCUUUAAGCCUUCUGGGAUUUGCAUGGAAGUUGUGGAAUGAAGAUAGGAUUGUAAUGCUAAUAGAUCCAACAAUUUCUGAUCCAUGCUUCCAAGUGGAGAUCUUGAGAUAUAUACAUGUAGGACUUUUGUGCGUGCAAGAUUUCGCCACUGAUAGGCCUACUAUAAAUACUGCUCUUUUCAUGCUUAGUAGUGAAGUUCCAAUACUUCCAACUCCAAAGCAACCUGCAUUUACUGAAACACGGGGUCUGUCAAAUGUACGGUCGUCUCAACAAAGCCAGACGAAAUAUUCUGUGAAUGAUGUAACUGUUACAAUCAUUGACGGUCGUUAGCAUGCAAAAUUUUGUGUUUUUUUUUUUUUUUUUCUCUUAAUAUAUAGACCCUUAUUUGCUCUCUAAUUGAAUAUAAAUAAUAUAGUUUUGUUUUACAUAAUGUUUUCAUCCACCCUGUUCAGAACUAAAUGUUUGCCUUUAUCCUUCCAUAUUGUUUCUUUUGAGAAAAUCCUGUGUGUAUUAUUCACUCAAAUCUUCUAUUCUUUGUUUUUAAUUAGCCAACUGUGAUAUAAAUUUUAAGUCAUGAGGCAACAACAACUCAGCAUAAAUGGAUCUUCUUCAAAACCUUGUUGUCGUACUUUACUAUUUCUGUUUAGAGUUCUGCACAGCCACGGACAAAAUUACAUCCGUUCACCCCAUUAAUGGCCCUUGAUAGUACAGUCUCCACUAGUUCAUAGAAUAUGUAGAAAUCUGGUAUAGAGUAUAUAACAAUGUCUCAUUUAGCGGUGUGGUGUGGGUCGCAAACAGAGACAAACCUCUUCAUGAUUCUUCUGGGAGUCUGGCUAUAUCUGAAGACGGUAACCUUGUGGUCAGGGAUGGAAAGAAACAGAUUGUUAAUGUUGUAUAGUAUUUACACUGUUAAUGUUGUAGAUGAUAAAGAAUGAACUGUGUAUGCGAUUUACUGGACUACAAAUGUAACUUUGUUGUACUCUUUCUUAAAUUUCUGAUGGAAUUUUUGUGGCAAAGUACUUCGAUGUUGGAGAGAAUAAUUGGAAAGAUGCACGAUUGGCUCAAAAAAAUGAAUGUGACAUUUAUGACAAGUGUGGUUCGUUUGGAAGCUGCUAUAUGCAUGAUUCACCUGUUUACAAGGAUAUGGAGGAAUGGAGUAGAGGAAACAUUUUCAGUAGUCUUCGAAGUUGAAGACAUUGAAAGUGCCGGUCUUUGCAGAGUGGUCAGCUCCAUUGGAGGAUAACUGCAAAAGUGAGUGCUUGAAUAAUUGUUCUUGUAUAGCAAUGGAGUGGAAAUUUAAUUGACAUACA